CUACAUUGUGCACUGCAUAGGGAGUAGGGAGCCAACUGACAGUGAACUUGUUGUAGUAUUUUGGUGGCGCGGUGCAUUGUGGGAAAUGACGGCAGCCAAAGUAACUGGAAAGAGUGCAAAUUUUCACUAAUUCAGCUGAUUUUUGCUUCUGACACAAAACGCAUUGCUUGCUAAAUAGCAGGGCAGCUGAUAUGUUGGAUGUUUGCGGUCAUUUUCCACCACAUGUGACUUACUUGACGGGAGUUUUGUGUACUCGCGUGUGCACCAAAGAAAGAUGGCUGCGUGUGCGAUACGUCGAGGUUUAUUUCUGAGCGUCAGUAAAUACAAGAGGCGCUCUCACAGAGUGGCGAGUGUCCUUGAAUAUAACUGUGGAUUAGACUGGACUAGGACCCGGCCAUCAUGUUUACACUGCGCUUCGUCCAGUUUUCAGCAAACAAGAUUCAUGUCAUCACGAAACAGACCUAACGGAAAGGUACUGGAGACUGUUGGAGUGUUUGAAGCACCAAAGCAGCAUGGGAAGUAUGAAACAGGCCAGCUUUUUCUCCACAGUGUCUUCGGCUACAGAGGGAUCGUGUUAUUCCCCUGGCAUGCUCGUCUCUACGACCGAGAUGUGUGUCCUACAAUAUCAGACAGCAAACCAGAGUCCCUAGGCCACGGGUCAAAAGAGGUGAAAGGAAAAACACACACUUACUACCAGGUCCUUAUAGACACCCGGGACUGCCCCCACAUAUCUCAGAGGUCUCAAACAGAGGCAGUCACGUUUCUGGCAAAUCAUGACGACAGCAGGGCCUUGUACGCUAUCCCAGGUUUGGAUUAUGUUAGUCAUGAAGACAUCCUGCCGUACAGCUCAACUGAGCAGAUUCCUAUUCAGCAUGAGCUGUUUGAGCGUUUUCUUAUGUUUAACCCAUCCAAAACACCCCCUUUUACCCCAAGAGACACACUCCGAGCCUGGCAGGAGAAGAACCAUCCUUGGCUGGAGCUGUCAGAUGUACACAGGGAGACGACGGAGAAUAUCCGCGUCACUGUCAUCCCUUUCUACAUGGGCAUGAGGGAGGCACAGAAUUCCCAUGUGUACUGGUGGCGAUACUGUAUCCGUCUGGAGAACUUGGGCAACGAGGUGGUUCAGUUGCGAGAAAGACACUGGAGAAUCUUCAGCCUGUCAGGCACUCUGGAAACAGUCCGUGGCAGAGGAGUCGUUGGCCGGGAACCAGUGUUGUCAAAAGAACAGCCAGCAUUUCAGUACAGCAGCCAUGUGUCUUUGCAGGCGCCAAGUGGACACAUGUGGGGGACAUUCCGCAUCGAGAGGACAGAUGGAUCCCACUUUGAUGUGCGCAUUCCACCCUUCUCUCUGGAGAGCAAUAAGGAUGAUAAAGCGCCCCCUGCUGGCUACACCUUAUAACAAACCCACACCCUUAGGACCAGUGUAUUAAAGCUUCCCAUGCUCCACUUUGCUGUUCUAUGCACUAUGCCUUAGUGUUUCCCUUUCAGGAAUUUGAGGUGUGAUCUGAUGUGAAGUGGACACAUCCUGCAGUAUUAUAACCCUCAUUACGGCCAUAUUUGUAACUGUUUUUUCAGCACGCAAAGGAACAGAGUGAAAGGGAAUGUAGCUCUCAGGUAGCUUGCGAAACAGUGUGUGGAAUCAUUUUCAGAGUAUGUAGAUAGUGAGAAGUGGUCAUACUGCAUAAUGUGAAUUGAAUGUGAUUUUGUUUUUCUUAUUUGAAUUAUCUGAUUCAGUCUUUUUGGGCAAAUUAAGUCUUUUGGGAUUUUCCUAAAGCUAACUGUUAUUUUGAUGCAUUUGUGCAUAUUUUUUUUUUCCAUUUAGAGGGUGGAACGCUUAAGCAGAAAUUAAAAGUUUGACAGUAGCUAUUGGUAUGAGGAAAGAAAGAGUUGCAAGGUGACAGAUGAAUAUUGGCUACUGGAGAUACUGCUGGGGUGAAGAACAGCCGUGUCUGUUGAGAUGCCUGUUCUAAUUCUGAUUGCGUUGCACUUCCUACAGGAGUGUAUUUGGCCAGAUACAGUCCAGUUUGUUUGUGAUGAGAAUGAGAACAUCAUCUGGAAAUGUUGAGUAUGUUGAUAAUAAAUGAUGACAUGGCUAAUAAUGUACUGUAAAUAAGAAUGUAAGAAGCAUAAAUAAAUGUGCAUUUUGAAAUUGU
Colossoma macropomum (tambaqui) is the source of this 2153-nucleotide messenger RNA. It is a transcript of the gene poldip2, whose product is annotated as polymerase (DNA-directed), delta interacting protein 2. Gene Ontology annotation, biological process: error-free translesion synthesis. NCBI's taxonomy places the organism in Eukaryota, Metazoa, Chordata, Actinopteri, Characiformes, Serrasalmidae. The coding region runs from base 275 to 1399 and encodes 374 amino acids. Gene Ontology annotation, molecular function: DNA binding. Gene Ontology annotation, cellular component: nucleus; mitochondrial nucleoid. The record is from RefSeq and is a predicted model, not a curated record. The transcript has 11 exons.